This is a messenger RNA of Cladophialophora carrionii CBS 160.54, 1611 nucleotides long. RefSeq lists its product as uncharacterized. Gene Ontology annotation, cellular component: nucleolus. The transcript has 2 exons. Bases 1 to 1611 code for a protein of 536 amino acids. NCBI's taxonomy places the organism in Eukaryota, Fungi, Ascomycota, Eurotiomycetes, Chaetothyriales, Herpotrichiellaceae. Gene Ontology annotation, molecular function: methyltransferase activity. The record is from RefSeq and is a predicted model, not a curated record. Gene Ontology annotation, biological process: rRNA base methylation.
AUGUCUCUUUACUACGAUGCCGCCACGGUCCUCACGACUACAACGCAAGAUGGGUCUCUCACGUCCCGGAUUUAUAGCAACAAGCUCGGGCUCAAGUCUAAACCCGCGCACGUCUAUGCCCUGAUUUCCGAGACGGCAAAGUACGACCAGUUUCUCAAGGAGGUCAUAGACAAUGCGGGUCUGUUGGCUCAAGAACCAAAGUUGACUCCAGUUCUUUCCUUGCUCCUGGUUCACGAUCAUAUAUUCGCCAAAAAUGGCCUUGCAGCACCUCCUGCCCAUCCUCUCCGUCAAGCAAUCGAGAGACAUAAAGCCCGCCUGCAGGGCGAGGCUACCAAGGCGCGUUUGCGGAGGAGGUGCGCCUCAGUAGAUGAGCUACAGAGGUUUCUUUUGGCUGGGAAGCCGUCGUCACAGCGAGCGCAGCCACGGUGGGUCAGGGUCAACACGCUGAAGUCCAGCCUUGAGCAGGAAUUUGCUACAACCUUCCAUGGGUACAGAACGGACGCAGGCAUUGCAGAAGUUGUAGGUUCGGCAGGAGCUGAGAAGGUGCUGGGGGUUGAUCGUAAUAUUCCGGACCUGAUCGCUCUGCCUCCGGACGCUGUCGUGACGAAAUCACAAUCUUACAGAGAUGGGAGGUUGAUCCUUCAAGAUAAAGCUUCUUGCUUUCCUGCAUACAUGUUGAUUGGGGGCGCUAGCGGAAUUGCCUCAGUUGGCGAUUGCAUCGACGGCUGUGCCGCGCCAGGGAACAAGACAUCUCACCUUGCAGCUUUGCUCGCACAAGACAGAAAAAUGAAGCACAGGAUCUAUGCAUGUGAGCGGGAUCGAGGCCGGUCGAACACCCUGAAGACCAUGAUGGAGAGGAGUGGAGCAGAUACUGUGACCGUGAAGGCAGGUUGUGACUUCCUAACACUUGAUCCUCACGAUGAGCAGUACAAUAAGGUGUCGCAUUUACUUCUUGAUCCGAGUUGCUCUGGGAGUGGCAUCAUUGGGCGUGAAGACAUUCCCACUUUGGCUCUGCCUGACAAUCCAAGAACUCAACAAUUAGAACUCAACAAAGGGCUAAGAUCCUCGAAAAAGAGAAAAAGAGACCAUGUCGGGUCGACACCUGUCGAGACUAGGACACAAGACUCCAACCAAGCCGAAGAGACGAGAGAAGUCACAGUCGACAAGACAAGACUGCAGAAGCUAUCAAACCUCCAAACCAGAAUCGUCGAGCAUGCUCUUCGUUUCCCGGCAGCCAUUCGAGUCACAUAUUCGACUUGUUCUAUACAUGUGGAGGAAAAUGAAGCCGUUGUGGCUCGGAUCCUAGCGUCACAAGUGGCCAAGGAGCGGGGAUGGCACCUGUUGCGGCGGGAAGACCAAGUGUCUGGGUUGAGCAUGUGGCAGCAUCGAGGUGUUUCCAGGCCGGAAUUAAUGGCAAGCGAGGCACAGACGGAUGGGCGGGUUUUGACCGACGAGGAGCUCGAAGCCUGCAUUCGCUGCAAUCCUGGAGACAGGGAAGGAACCAUGGGAUUCUUCGUAUGCUGUUUAACUCGCUCGACGUCUACUGGAGCGGACUCGGGCGAUGCGACUCCAUCUGACACUACCGAGGGCUGGGAGGGGUUCGGUGACUAG